AUGGCGCGGACAGCGGCCGCACGCAGCACUGCGGUGGCCGCAGAAGGGCCCGCCGCCGCGGAAUGCGGGAAUGGCAGCAGCAGUUGUGGAGGGGCCUGCUUCAUAAGGACGGCGCGGGGCGUCAGGGCAGUGACCCACAGCGGUGUGUUGCCCCCGCAAGAGGCGGCAGCACCAGAGGCGCGGAUUAAUGCGAGCUUGGGGUCGACCUGCACCAGUGGCGUGCGGGGCACGUUCGAGGCCGCCUCAAGGUUCAACUCUCACAGCGGCGGCAUCCUGCUGGCAGCGUCCCUGCGGCAGGAGCCGCAGGGAACCGCCGUCCAGCCGCGGCGGCAGCCGUUUGAUGAGUGGCUGAAGGGCAGGCCCGACGCCUGCGCGAGUGGCGCCAGUGGCGCAGGCGCCACAGCGAGCAGCUGCCGCGGCCGGCAGGGCCCCCAACCGCCGGCCGCGGCCGCCGUCCGCCACACCUCGGCGCUGCAGCGGCUGCGCGACUCUGUCCGAAGCGACGACGAGCGGCGGCCGCCGUUCCUCGUCAACUUUCACCCGCUCAUGCCGGGUGAUGAGGACCGUUUUGAGAGCCUGGGGCAGGUCUUGGAUCUGCGUGGCCCAGGCAUCCACCAAAAAUGA
This is a messenger RNA of Monoraphidium neglectum, 624 nucleotides long. RefSeq lists its product as hypothetical. Bases 1 to 624 code for a protein of 207 amino acids. The transcript has a single exon. The record is from RefSeq and is a predicted model, not a curated record. Lineage: Eukaryota; Viridiplantae; Chlorophyta; Chlorophyceae; Sphaeropleales; Selenastraceae.